This is a messenger RNA of Orcinus orca (killer whale), 971 nucleotides long. RefSeq names its product translocon-associated protein subunit gamma-like. Gene Ontology annotation, cellular component: membrane; endoplasmic reticulum. The coding region runs from base 1 to 714 and encodes 237 amino acids. The transcript has 2 exons. Gene Ontology annotation, biological process: SRP-dependent cotranslational protein targeting to membrane. Lineage: Eukaryota; Metazoa; Chordata; Mammalia; Artiodactyla; Delphinidae. The record is from RefSeq and is a predicted model, not a curated record.
AUGACUCUAAGUAGAUAUGGUGCUGAUGAUACUCCCUGCCAGGGGAUGCUUUGGGAGUCUUCCUCCAGUGGGGCAUCUGAAGCAUUCCGCUGGCUGCCUCUGCCCGGCUCGGCGCCUGACUCGGCCCUCCCGUCUCGUGGCUGCGGUUCCACCGUGGCUCCCAAAGGCGGCUCCAAGCAACAGUCCGAAGAGGACCUGCUCCUGCAGGAUUUCAGCCACGACCUCUUGGCCAAGUCCUUGGUGCACUUCUUCGGGAGCGCCUUCAUCGUGUCUGCCAUCCCCGUCUGGUUACAUUGGCGAAUAUGGCACGUGGGUCUUACUCAGUCUGCUGUUCUGUAUAGCGUGGUGACCCUAGUAAGCACUUAUUUGGUAGCCUUUGUAUACAAAACCGUGAAAUUUGUUCUCAAGCACAAAGUAGCACAGAAGAGGGAGGAUGCUGUUUCCAAAGAAAUGACUCGAAAACUUUCUGAAGCUGGUAAUGGAAAGAUGUCUCGGAAGGAAAAAGAUGAAAGAGUCUUGUGGAAGAAGAAUGAAGUUGCUGUUUAUGAAGCCACAACAUUUUCCAUCUUCUAUAAUAAUAACACCCUAUUUCUGGUCUUGGUCAUUGUUGUUUCCUUCUUUAUAUUGAAGAACUUCAACCCCACAGUGAACUACAUUUUGUCCAUAAGUGCUUCCUCGGGCCUCAUCGCCCUCCUGUCUUCUGGCUCCAAGUAGACCACGUCAGCUUCUCCCCCGGCUGCCCUGGCUUUGUAUCUAUGGGUGGCCUGUGGUAUUUGGAAAAGUAGCAGGGUGGUCAGGGUGGAAGACACACAAGCUGUUUUUAUAAGUCAGGAGUUUGAGGGUUUGAAAAACCCAACAAAAUGUAAUUCAGUAUUUGUUUAUUGGCUCUUUUUUUUUUUUGACAGAUUAUUGGAAUUAAAUGAAUUGAAAGGGGGAAAAAAACAAAAAAGAAAGUGGCUGAAGAGAAUGGG